AUGGAAAUUGUUCCAGUUGAGAAGGAAAAUACACCAAUUCAAAAAAGUUUAUACAAAGAAACUCUUCUGACCGGUCCUGGUCUAGAAGAGAAUCCUGAGACAUCGAACUUUAUGGACGAUGAUGAACCCAACCCGGAGGAUAAGUGGUAUAAGGAUGAUGAGGAUGUUUUAAAUGGUGAAAAAUCUUUUAAUCCUUGUCCCACGAUUCCAGUGUCAAAAGAGGAAUUUGAGGAAUGGUGCAAACCAUGGAAAAAUACUCUGAUGGUCAAAGUGUUGGGAAAGCGUGUGACUUUCGCCUUUAUGAAGCAACGCCUUCAAAGAGACUGGGAAGGUAAAGGUAAGAUUCAUGUUAUUGAUAUGAAUCGUGACUAUUUCUUGGUUCAUUUUUCAGAUGAGGAGUACUAUAAUCAUGCGCUUAUGGAAGGGCCUUGGAUGGUCGCUGGGCACUACCUUAUUGUCCAGAGAUGGAGACCUUUUUUCUUAUCAGGAUCUACAGAAGCUAGGAAAAUCGCUGCCUGGAUUCGCAUCCCGAAUCUCCCUAUCGAACUUUACAACCAUCGUUUCCUUUGGAGGGUAGGCUCGGCCAUUGGGCAUAUGCUGAAGAUCGACCGAACAACGUCUAUCCAUUCGAGAGGAAAAUUUGCUCGCAUAUGUGUGGAGAUCGACCUGACAAAACAACUUGUGCCACGUAUCUCAGUCCUUGGAUGCGAACUACACCUGAAAUAUGAGGGUCUAUAUCAAAUUUGCUUCUCCUGUGGCAGGUACGGACACAGAUCAGAGCCGUGUACGGAAAAUCCAUCAAUUAUUGGGGAUCCUUUGGAUGAUGUCGGCACCGGAACCAAUCUCCCGAUGAACGGUACGACUGUUCAUGGUGAUAACCAAAAUAGAAAGUUUGAAGAACCGCAAAAUCAGCACAAAAAUGACACUCAUGGCAACGGUCAAAAUAACCCUGAUUUCGGGCCUUGGGUGAUGGUCAAAAGAUACUCCAAUAAAAAGAAGAUCCAAAUAGGACAGAGAUAUUCACAUGAAAAUCAGAAGCAAGUUACCAAGAAUAAUUAUGAAAAGGAUGAGGUCCCAACAAGGAAAGAUCCGGAUGGAUCACGUUUUACGAUCUUGCACAAGGAAACUUCAGAAGACGCCCAGGUAUGCUUGGAACGCGGUGAUAAGACCCAUAAGGAAAUAGAAGUUAAUGGGCUGCCUCAGACCCAAGCCCAACAUGAGAUGGUCAAUUCCCCGAUCCAGAAGAAGGUCCUGAGGCAUAGAGCUGGAAAGAACCCGCAAAACCAAAAAAAGGCCUUGCCUCUUCCAAAAGGGUUAUCUGACCCGGGUAGGAAACCAAACCACAACAAAAAUAAGGAAAAAAAUCCAAUUAUUGCCUCCCCCAACCCUAAAGGGUUGGCUGCUCAACCGAAAGCCGUCGAAGGAAAGGGUAAGGAGUCUGAACUUGAAGGUAUGGAACUUAUGGUCAAGGAGUAUAUGAAGAGGAUGGAGCGAGAGAAAUGGGAAGCCUUCAAUUCUUCAAAGAAUGCCCGUAUGAUGCUAGAUCAACAUGUGGUCCGGGAAAAUAUGCUAUUCAACACUGAGAUGAGUCACUAUUCACUAGAUGAACGCGCAGAAAUUGGCGAGCCCAAAGGAAACCAAGUGAAGAAAUCAGAUGUACUCAUGAUAGAGGCUGGUUCUAGGGAUAGCAUUGAGGAAACAUCCUCCAGGGGCCGUAUAGGUCCAGACCACGGGGCCCCUGCCCGCAAGGGUACUGGCAGCAAAGCUUUCCCAUCCAUUAUUCGGGACCUAAGACAGGAGUAUGAGGCAAAUUUCUUCUUUCUAUUAGAAACUCAUGUUAGUGGUUCUCGAGGCAAACAGAUUCGGGACAAGAUAGGGUUUGAUAAAUCCUUUGUUGUCGAUGCUAUGGGUCACUCUGGAGGAAUAUGGUGUCUCUGGGAUUCCUCAGUUUGGAACGUGGAUGUUUUGGAUCAUGAUAGGCAGUAUGUCCACCUUCAAGUUUCUGGUAAGAACUCGAUUUCCUGGCUACUUAUUGCUGUCUAUGGUAGCCCCCAAAGGGUAACCAGAAGAGCCUUGUGGAACUCUCUCGAAGGGUAUGCCAGGAAUGUUAAUCUCCCGUGGUGCCUGUUGGGGGAUUUCAAUGCCAUGCUGCAUGACUAUAAAAAGCAUGGAGGGACGAUGAACAAUAACCAAAGUGCCUGUAGGGAAUUUCAAGAAUGUAUUUCGAAUAGCGGCCUAGUUGAUUUGGGUUACUCUGGAUGGCCUUUCACUUGGAAGAUAAGGAACCAUGCGGAGAGACUUGACAGGGGGCUGAGUAACCUGGAGUGGCAAAUUAGCUUUCCUGAGGCUUAUGUGAAGCACCUUCCUAUGCUUAAAUCAGACCACUCGCCUAUUGUUCCAACACAUGGCUAG
Arachis stenosperma is the source of this 2412-nucleotide messenger RNA. RefSeq lists its product as uncharacterized. NCBI's taxonomy places the organism in Eukaryota, Viridiplantae, Streptophyta, Magnoliopsida, Fabales, Fabaceae. The record is from RefSeq and is a predicted model, not a curated record. The transcript has 3 exons. Gene Ontology annotation, molecular function: nucleic acid binding; zinc ion binding. The coding region runs from base 1 to 2412 and encodes 803 amino acids.